Molecule: messenger RNA, 1974 nt
Organism: Rhododendron vialii
Lineage: Eukaryota; Viridiplantae; Streptophyta; Magnoliopsida; Ericales; Ericaceae
Exons: 7
Coding region: 224-1546 (440 amino acids)
Molecular function (GO): chromatin binding
Source: RefSeq, a predicted model, not a curated record
AAAACACACCAACACCAAUCCAGCUGUAACGCCACCACGUGUCGCUUUCUUUCCUCCCCAUGCCCUUCGCACCCCGACGCUGUACCACGCACACCACCACCGUACUCUCUCUCUCCCUCCACAGGUGAAAGACACUACACCGCACAUUUCUGCGUAUCAUUCUCUCUCUCUCUCUCUCUCUCUCUCUCUCUCUCUCUCAUACUGUGCGUACGCAUCCGUAUACAUGCACAAGCAAACGGCGACGGCCACCACGAAGGCCCCGCCGGGAAACGCGACCACGACGUCGCACGACGAUGACCCGCCCUACGACCUCGAAUUCCGUUCUUCCGUCGACGACGCGUGGUAUACCGCCCGAGUCGUGCUCGAAGCCCCCGACACGCUCGUCGUGAAGUUCCUCGACUUCUACGAGUGGAACGACGAGAGGUUCUCCGCCGGGGACUUUCGCAGCGCCGAGGCCAUCGACGAGUUCCUCGGGAAAGUACGGCCGCUGUCGCAGCAGUUGCAGGACAACCAGUGCUCCAGGGUCAUCGAAGGGAUGACGGUUUGCGCGUCGUUUACGUUCGUAACCGACGAGAUCAAAUUCUACGACGCCGUUGUUGAAGCGGUUCACUAUGUGGAGCAUUCAUUUGCAAAAGAAGAGGAGGAAUGUUUGUGCUCCUUCUUGCUAUUCUGGCAACACGGGCCAAAUGAGGGUAACGUAACGUCUGGCAGUAUUGCAGACAUUACCCUAAUCCAGCAUUUUUCGCAAUUACAUUCUACCCUGGCAUCCUUUGUAAAGAUGGCAAAGGAGAAAGUUAAGGUUACUUCAUUUGCAUCAGGUUCUGUUUGUGAUGCUAAUGCUUUAACUUUUAAAAAUGUCAAGCUUGAGAAAGAAGAUAAUCAUUUGUCAAAUGACCGGAAGUCUAGUUUAUCUCAAAAUGGACUCCAGAUCAAGAAUGGUGUUAGGCAGUCUGGUAGCUUUUUACCGACAAGAGAAGACACAGGAAACAGCAGAAAAUGUCAUGAAGCAAACCGUCAAGAUAAAGAUUUAGGAGGAUCUAAUAUGGGAGAAACUGGCAACCACCAGUUUAUAUUAAUUGAGAACUUGGAGCUAGAUUUGUCCCCAUCAUCAAUUAUGGAAUUCAUUCAUAAGCAGACGUCUAUCUCAACAGAAGCAUACGUAUUUCCAAAUCUAUUAUCAGAAUCUUUCACGAGGGGGGCAAUUGUAGUGGAAUGUAAGAAGAAGCUUAAGAAGAUAUAUGACUUUUUGAAUAAUCCUGAUCACAUUGUCACGUCAUCAAGGGGAAGGCCUUGGUUCAUAACCGAAAAGUUUUUAAGGUGUGGAACCUUUAGGGCUACUGGGAGCCUAAUGCCAAUAUCUCAGAGCAAGUUCAAGAGCAGAAGUAUCGAUGAUGAACUGAAGGUUGAACAAAGAGGCGGUAAAGAAUACAACAGAGCCAAGCGUCUAAGGGAAGUAUUCAUGGAUUUUGUAGAACACCAACAGGGACUUCACAAGAGUUUAGUCUUGGAGGAGAAAAUGAUCUUGCAGCCAUCAGGUGAAGUUUAGCUACCACAAGCAACUUCUUGGGUCUUGGGAAACGUGUUAUUACAUUGAGACAGAUUGAUCAAAGUUGCUGCAAUGAUGACUACUCUUGUAUUCAGAGAUAUCAAGUUUAUUUUGCUUUCAGUCACCCAACCAAUCUCCACCAUGUCUACAUCUCUUCGUAGCCAUUCUGGACAUCCGCAACUAACACGUCGUAAAUGUUCAGCUGAUAUACGUACAUAUACGGUAUCGCAUUGUGCUCUCAUUAUUGUCACAGCUGAAAAGGCAUGGGAACUGAGAGGUGCUCAAUGCGUAGUUUAGGUUAAGAUACAAAUGUUGUAAAUACACGUGCCUGGCAGUGAAUCCUUUUUUCUUAAGGCUGUAAAAGUAUUAUUCUGAAGAAUGUCUCGAGUUAAAAGAGAUGAUGGAAUACACUGUUCUCCUUUGAAGCU